GUUCUCCCCUCCCCAAAUACUUUGCUGGGCGUGUGGUGGUUACUUUUCUUUUGGCUUGGGAAGGCUUAAGGAGAGCUGAUGGGAACCUUGCUCUAAUCUGCUGCUGGAGGGGUGCUAGGAAUUGUCUGCAAGUUGCUGUCUUUAGAAAGGAGUGAGGCAGGCUGGAUUUACAUCGAAAGAGGCCUGUUUGGAGGAAGAGGCAAAUCAAAAUCCAUAGGCGACUGUGACAAAAUGUGCCUUCUAAGGUUGCUGAGGAAAGGCCAGGUGUGGUAGGGAGGAAGGGUGACCCUCCAGAUCAAAAUUGAGGAAGGAUUUGAAGAGGGGUCUGCUGAGAAAAUCAGGCAGGCUAGUUGAAAGAGGUUAACUAAGACCCGGCAAGUGACAGGAAGCAUGUGAAAGGGGGUGGGCAGGAUGAAAUCCCAGGAGUUCAUAGAUUCAUCAUCCAAUUUGACACCCUGGAAACCUUUGGAUUAAAGGCUGGAAUAUACAUCUAAUCAAUAAUACUAACAAAUGUUGACCUAGUCCCUGCCCCAUGAACUGUUUUCUGUACUACAGUUCAGGCUUGGAAUGUGUGACAUCUGCAGGGCCCCUGAGUACGAACAGAGUGCCUUCUCUUUACUGCUGGGUAACCACAGCAUCUCUCCCACACACGUACGAGUAAGGAACAUGUCUUAUGGAUUAAUAGAUGAUGUUUCCAGGCCAUGGCAUAAGACAUAACGCCAGAUUAAAUUCUAAAUGAGAGGUGCUGGAAUUCAAGCCUGAGUUGAAGAUGGAUCAGUCUCUUCUAAUCCCAGUUUUGUGUGUGUAAUUUGUUGGAUGGGGUUACUUCCGUGGUGAAGGAAAAAUCAUCUGCAUGUGCUCGGAGUCCCUGGCAUCUUUGCUAUCACUUUACAUAUUUGGGGCCCCAAGGCUGGCUAGGGGGCUGGCUGCCUGCCUGGCGUCCCACCUCCAUGUCCCACCUCAAGAAUGUGGAAGCUCGGAUCCUGCAGUGUCUCCAGAACCGAUUUGUGGCCCGGUACAUCUCCCUCCCGAACCAGGCCAAGAUCUGGACCAUAUCAUUGUCUCCUGAACGGGCCCGGGGGCGCACCCCCCUGGUGAUGGUGCACGGCUUUGGCGGGGGCAUCGGGCUCUGGAUCCUGAACCUGGAUUCGUUGAGCCACCGGCGCCCUCUCUACGCCUUUGACCUCCUGGGCUUCGGCCGCAGCUCCCGCCCCCUAUUCCCCCAGGAUGCCCAGGGGGCCGAAGAGGAGUUUGUCAGCUCCAUUGAGGCCUGGCGUCGGGAGAUGGGCAUUCCCAGCAUGAUCCUGUUGGGCCACAGUCUUGGGGGUUUCCUGGCAGCCUCCUACAGCUUGCAGUACCCAGACAGGGUGAAACAUCUGAUUCUUGUGGACCCUUGGGGCUUCCCCACCCGGCCGACCGACCCGACUCAGAUCCGGACACCCCCGACCUGGAUCAAGGCUGUGGCCACGGUGCUGGGACGGUCCAACCCUCUGGCUGUGCUCCGAGCUGCUGGUCCCUGGGGUCCCGGGCUGGUGCAGCGCUUCCGUCCAGACUUCAAGCAGAAGUUUGCUGAUUUCUUUGACGACGAUACCAUCUCGGAAUACAUCUACCACUGCAAUGCCCAGACACCCAGUGGCGAGGCUGGGUUCAAGGCCAUGACGGAGGCGUUUGGUUGGGCGCGGCGGCCCAUGUUGGAGCGCAUCCACCUGGUGCGGCACGACUUGCCGAUCACGCUUAUCUACGGUGCCAAUUCCUGGAUAGAUACCAGCACCGGGGAGAAAGUCAAGCACAUGCGACCGGAGAGCUACGUCUGUGACAUGGCUAUUCCAGGUGCCUCCCACCACGUCUACGCUGACCAGCCCCACGCCUUUAACACUGCCGUGGAAGAGAUCUGCAACUCUGUUGACUGACUGCAUGUAAUCCGGGAGAGGAAAGAAGGCUGCUUUCUUCCAGCCCCUUAUCCGGCUCUGGGGACACGCAUAAGACAUGCACCCAUGUGCUUCAUGCCCCCCCCCCCCAAGAAGCAAGCACUCCAGCUCCUUGCAAAUUGGUCUUGGAGGACGUCUGGCUCCACCCCAACCCCCAGAUUUGCUCCUGAAUCUUCAUUCUACUUAAAGGCUGCAGGCCGCCUGCAUUGGGUUAAUCUAACCUCUAAUCAUUUUAUUUUCUCUUAAUUUCGUGUGCCUUGGUUUGCUUUAUGCUACCUCCGCCUCCAGUUCAUUCCUCUUUCUCUGUUGCAACUCUUGCCCUAUUGUCACCCCGCCCACACCCCUUUCUCCACUCUCCUUUGCUGUUGGUUCUUCUCAUCUAUUUUGUCCUUGUGACACCAUCCACAGCAUUUGCACGCCAGAUAGCUUUUUUUAAAAAAAUCUCAUUGCAAUAUGCUGACAUCACAGUAGUAACACUGGGAAAUAGUAUUGGCUUACACCGGCUGUCUCUCUGGGUAGGCAGUUUAAAUGCACCGUUCAUUGUCCUUCCUCACGGAGAUGCUAUUGCUGCUCCAGUUGGACACAAGGCUACUUGGUUUAUGAAGCUGGAGGGAAUGCAGUGGUCUCGUGGAUGCCAUCUUUAGUCUCACCUAAAUCAAGGAGAUAGCCAGGAUCUAGGGGAACUGGAAUGCAAGUCCCCGUCCCCACUUUCUCUGUUCUGUAACGAUACCUUCUUGAAUGUUCAUUGGCUGAGGGAGUGGGAUAUGUCAUGUCUGUUCACCAAUGGGAGAGCCGGAACAGGAUGUGCUUGGCAAGGGAGUCUGGGCCAUUCAUGGGCUGCUGGGUGAUCUUCCAGGAGGUCCGGCAUGAUGGCUCCCGAUGAGAACUCCAGAAGCAGGCCUAGAUCAGUACAACAUGCUGGGUUUGGGAAGCGGGGAUUGGACUGAAAGGAGAUACUUGACCUCCAGAUGCUUGACCUGGAAGAAUCAAGAAAGCAGUAUAGGCAGUAAUGGCUUAAGCAUGAUCUGCACACACACAUACCCUCAGUGCCAGGGGAGAAUCGGAGGUCACUACAAUCCUGGAGAUGAUCUAGUUUCCUUCUAAGGGAAGAAUUUCAUGACCGUAGCACCUUUGGAGCAUGGAGGGCAGGCUGAAAGUUGUGCAACAUCCUUUAUCGAACAAAGCCAGUAUUUGUUUGCUAUUUUUGUUUGCUGCCCAUAGCCCUCUGCUGCAACCAUUUCUGCAGCCUCAUGAUACUUAAGAGCCAGGCUCCCGCAAUAUCUGAACGGGCCUCCGGGGUGUGUGUGGGUGUCAUACCAUGUUUUAAGCAAGCUCGAGAAUCUAAGUAUAACUGCACAGCCGUUCCAUUCAUGCCCACCUUUGAAAUGCAGCCAGCAGUUCAGUAGCCAUCAAAAUGUGCUAGAGGAGGAGAGAAUGCGAGACGGGGGCUGCUUGUUUUUCACUGCGCAAGAGUUUUGAAAGCCUCCUGCUCUGCGCUCUCGCUGGCCCCACCUAGUGGUGGCAGACAGGCAAUGAAGGCCCCUCUGUUGUGGCAGGUUUGUGGCUGGGCUUGUGUAACCCACACUGUGUGUCCGUGCAGUCAAACCUAUUCCUCUCUCUCAUGUACAUAAAGCACUGACCAUAUUAACUACCAUCUUGGUGGAAGGGAAAGAUACAUAUUUUGCUUGAUUUCCUUUUAAAAGUUUUGCUAACUUUAGAUGUUUUCAGGUUUCUUUAAUUCCUGCUCCCUGGCCAUAUGAGGAGUUGGCUGAUGGGGUGGGAGAUGCACUUAAUAGAAGGUCAAAAAGGAAGAAGAAGAUGAUGAUCUACCCUAUCUCUUCAGAUCUACUUGGCACUGUGGCCUACUGUUCACACAUACGCGUGUGUAACCUCUGUGGUGCCAUAUUAACACCCUCUCUAACGCUGUCUGUGGGAGAUUGUUCUUAACUUCCCUGGCAGUGCUUUGUAUAGAAUUCACCUUGGUUUGUACUAAAUUUUAUAUGUUUAAUAAAGUAAAUGAUUAUUGUUUUAAAAGAAA
Molecule: messenger RNA, 3966 nt
Organism: Rhineura floridana
Lineage: Eukaryota; Metazoa; Chordata; Lepidosauria; Squamata; Rhineuridae
Gene: ABHD4
Product: abhydrolase domain containing 4, N-acyl phospholipase B
Exons: 7
Coding region: 951-1910 (319 amino acids)
Cellular component (GO): lipid droplet
Molecular function (GO): phosphatidylcholine lysophospholipase A1 activity
Source: RefSeq, a predicted model, not a curated record